AUGAUUGGUAAGAUCAAGCAUGGAAUAUCGAUGCUUCAAGAUCCAAGUGAGAUUCUGCUUCAAGAUCUUCAACCAGAUUGUCUAGUCACUGAUAUGAUGCUUCCUUGGACUGUGGAAGCAGCGGCAAAACUAGGUGUUCCAAGGUAUUUCUCAAACUGUGCAACUCAUUUUAUCAUGAAGUAUAGACCUCACGAUAAUUUAGUUUCUGAUACACACAAAUUUACGAUUCCUGGUUUGCCUCAUACCAUUGAGAUGGCCCCUCUACAACUUAGUGAUUUUUUAAAGGAAAAGAAUGCUACCACAACUUAUUUUGAAUCAAUUUUUGGAUCUGAGAAAAGAAGCUAUGGAACACUAUACAAUAGUUUUCAUGAACUUGAAAGUGAUUAUGAGAAACUUAGUCAAACUACAAUGGGGAUCAAAUCAUGGAGUGUGGGACCAGUUUCUACAUGGAUUAAUAAAGAUGAUCAUGAAGAAAAAGGCAAUAGAGGACACAUCGAAAAAGAGGGAGAAUUGUUAAGAUGCACGCCUGAUUGCGUACCACAUAGGGCUGCUGCUAUUGAACGCCAAAUAAGGAGUAGUAUAUCGUUAAAGAUAGGACUUGAAAGGUCAAGUUAA
Molecule: messenger RNA, 615 nt
Organism: Vicia villosa (hairy vetch)
Lineage: Eukaryota; Viridiplantae; Streptophyta; Magnoliopsida; Fabales; Fabaceae
Product: soyasapogenol B glucuronide galactosyltransferase-like
Exons: 2
Coding region: 1-615 (204 amino acids)
Source: RefSeq, a predicted model, not a curated record